Penicillium digitatum Pd1 is the source of this 738-nucleotide messenger RNA. RefSeq lists its product as uncharacterized. The record is from RefSeq and is a predicted model, not a curated record. Lineage: Eukaryota; Fungi; Ascomycota; Eurotiomycetes; Eurotiales; Aspergillaceae.
AUGCGUUUCAACAUUGUAAGCCUCCUCCUGGCCGGAGUCACUGCCACCUCCGCCGCCACCACCACCUCCGCAGCAAGCUCAGCCGCAACCUGCUCGCCCUCAGCUUCCGAUGCCAGGCUCCUGCAAUUCGCCCUAGGUAUCUCUGACUUCAUCGGGGGCUUCUACAACUCCACCGUGAACAGCACCUUCGGCAGCUCCAGCAAUGCUACCCUCCAAGCGUACCAGAAGAUCCUCUUUGGUCUCGAGACGGACAACACUCUAUCCAGCGCUGCCAUCGAGAAAGUCGGCGCCAAAGCCCCCGGAUUCUCUAAGCUCUCAUGUGACUACAAGUUCCCCGAGGUCUACAGCACCCAGGCUUGGGCCCAAUGGGCCUACCGUUUCGAGGACACCGCCACUGGCGCUUUCAUUGGUCUUGCCGGCUACACCGAGUCCCCCGAGGUCUCUUUCCUCCUGGCUCGUCUAGCUGCCGAACACAGCGCUCACUCCGCCAUAAUUGGUAGCCGCGUGAACUCGACUUACUUUGCCCAGAACUCUACUUCUCUUGUGGCAGCUUAUGGUCCUAUCCAGCUCUUGUCCUCUCUCAACCAGACUGGUAGUCUCGGCGAAUACCUGGGUGGAUGCCUCACUGCCCCUACUAGCCCUUGCGGUGCCCUGCGAAUUGGUCCCUUGGCUGCUACUCCCUCCUCGUCCGGCGUGGCGAGCACCGGUUUGGCUACAUAUGCUUCCAAGCAGAUUUAA